Molecule: messenger RNA, 963 nt
Organism: Penicillium lagena
Lineage: Eukaryota; Fungi; Ascomycota; Eurotiomycetes; Eurotiales; Aspergillaceae
Product: transcriptional regulator family TF
Exons: 2
Coding region: 1-963 (320 amino acids)
Source: RefSeq, a predicted model, not a curated record
AUGCUUCCAGUUCUCGACAAACCCGAGUUCGACAUCAGUUUCGACCUGCUGCUCGCAUCAACCGUGAUCCUGCGUUUCUUCGAGCAAAUCUCCUCCCACAGCCCGCCCAACGACCCGCAGCGCCAUCUUCUAGCCGGGUCCGUGUACAUCAGCUCUCACGUCGACUGCGCCAUCUCUGGCGGCCUCGCGUCGGCGGCCUUCUGGCUCUUCGUUAUCCAGGACAUCCAGUUCGCACUGACGUAUCAGAAAUGCCUUCGGCUCAGUUUUGCACCAUUUGAUGAUCGUUUGCGCAGGUGGUGGGCUCUCAAGAGCACCCUCACCGAUAGCGACUGGACUAACCGCGCUAUUUGGAUAUUGGCCGAGACUAUCGAUUUCUGCUAUAAUGUCUCUGGUCGCAAUUAUGGGGGUUGUUUGGGCGUGGCGGGUGAGAACGCGCUCAUGCAGCGUAUUGCCGAGUGGGAGAAUUCUCGUCCGGAUACCUUUGCCCCGUUACAUAUCUCACCGCCGGAUCCUGCGAGGGGGAAGCCGUUUCCUGAGGUGUGGUACAUGAGUUCAUGGCAUGGUAAGUCUAUACUAUUCUUUGGUACGGGGAGUUAUGCUAAAUUGAAGCCAGCCACUGCCAUCCAGCAUAUGUGUCUCACCAAGGCACUACUAUCCAUUCGUGCAAUCGAACUGCUUGACCGAAGCAUCUUGAUCACGGAGCAGUAUAUGCGACUCAAGAGUGAAAUCACCGAUAACCUCAACCUCCUCUUCGGCAUUGGCCAAUCGGCCGAAGACGACCCUUCCCUGCGGAUUAUGGCCUGCCAUGUCCUCUAUGCGUGCAGCGGAUGGAUCGACAAUCCCCUUGCCCAGAAUGUGGUGUUUGAUCUGCUGCGUAGCACAGAGACCGAAAAUGGUUGGCCGUGGGCGUAUGUCGAGCAACGCAUUGUUCGUGCAUGGCGUGGAGUCGAAGUUUCGAGAUAG